CGUCCCAGAACCACUGCAAUCCGCAACGCAUAACUCUACUCUCAGCACAUACUUUUGACGAUACUAGACGACAGACGACCCGCCAUGGCCAUCUCUGUCCCCGACUCCUGGAUCGAAAGGCUCAUGCGCUGCGAGAAUCUACCCGAGACAGAUAUGAAGACGCUAUGUGAACGGGUACGAUGCAUUCUCAUGGAGGAAUCAAACAUUCAGCCAGUCUCGAGUCCGGUUACGAUCUGCGGCGACAUCCACGGCCAGUUCUGGGACCUCCUCGAGCUUCUCCGCAAGGGCGGUGCCCCACCGGAGACGAGCUAUAUAUUUAUGGGCGAUUUUGUCGACCGCGGGCACUACAGCCUCGAAACAGUAUCGCUCCUACUUGCUCUGAAGGCGAAAUACCCUGACAAGGUGACACUUCUACGAGGAAACCACGAGAGCAGGCAGAUUACGCAGGUGUAUGGUUUUUAUGACGAGUGCCAACAGAAGUACGGCAGCGCACUCGUUUGGAAAGCAUGUUGUAGCGUCUUCGACUACAUGAACCUUGCUGCUAUCAUCGAUGGCGAGACGCUUUGCGUGCAUGGCGGGCUCUCUCCAGAUAUCCGGACCUUAGACCAGAUACGCGUCCUUUCACGAGCCCAAGAGAUACCACACGAAGGCGCCUUCUGCGAUUUGAUGUGGUCCGACCCCGACGAAGUCGAGAACUGGGCGGUGAGCCCACGCGGGGCGGGCUGGCUUUUCGGCGCAAGCGUAACGCAAGAAUUCAACCACGUCAACUCGCUGCGGCUCAUCGCGCGCGCACACCAGCUCGUCCAAGAGGGCUACAAGUACAUGUUCGAUGAGCAGCUUGUCACCGUCUGGAGCGCACCCAACUAUUGCUACCGUUGCGGGAAUAUGGCGUCGAUACUGACCGUGCGCGAGGACGGGAGCAGGCAUUUCACUGUCUACGGCGCUGCUCCCGAGAACGAGAACGACAGAGGGCAGAAGAAUAGGAAGAUGGGCGCAAUGCAAUAUUUUGUAUGAAUAAUGUCACUUCGUGCACCAGUUGUAGCCGCUCGAUAUUACUCAGAGGUCUUGGUGGUUCUGACGCGUCGUUUCCGUCGAUGGAGUCAGUUCGUGAGCGGAACCGGAGUAGUACGUGAUUCCGUCCUUCGAUACAGAAUGGUGUGCAAUCACAAGGUCAUCGACAGCUGGUGUGUAGGCCUUCUCCGCUCUCUGGACUUCCGGUGAAAUUGGACCUCGUAUCUCAUUUUGUUCGGAUGACUGGACGACGAGGGCUCAGUAGGGCGUCCGGGUAACCAUGAAGGAAACGUUAACAUCAGUCACCGCUUGAGGUGUGCGCAUACUGAGAUUCACGACAAGUAUUCGCCGGUAUAGCCGUCUGAAAGGAAACCUUCUAACCUUUCCGGGCCGAGCAGUGUCAGCGUCAUGCGGAUAUCACGGAAGUUCUUUCAGCGUGCUUACAUACGCGGAUUCCCGUCGUGAUAGUCAUUUCGCUUAGAGGAAGCCCCCGCGCGCGGACCUGAUACCCAAUUUCAUAACGACGAAGUUCAGCCAGCCGUCAGAACUCCCUUGUGUUGCAAAGUAGUUGGCCUGCGUGACGGUCCUCAUAGA
This is a messenger RNA of Phanerochaete carnosa HHB-10118-sp, 1605 nucleotides long. RefSeq lists its product as uncharacterized. Gene Ontology annotation, biological process: G1/S transition of mitotic cell cycle; peptidyl-serine dephosphorylation. The record is from RefSeq and is a predicted model, not a curated record. Lineage: Eukaryota; Fungi; Basidiomycota; Agaricomycetes; Polyporales; Phanerochaetaceae. Gene Ontology annotation, cellular component: cytoplasm. Bases 85 to 1014 code for a protein of 309 amino acids. Gene Ontology annotation, molecular function: protein serine/threonine phosphatase activity. The transcript has 8 exons.